Ooceraea biroi (clonal raider ant) is the source of this 869-nucleotide messenger RNA. RefSeq lists its product as uncharacterized. NCBI's taxonomy places the organism in Eukaryota, Metazoa, Arthropoda, Insecta, Hymenoptera, Formicidae. The record is from RefSeq and is a predicted model, not a curated record.
GUCAUCAUCAUCAGUAUGCGCGUCGACAGAAAGCGAGGCAUCGGAGCUACGUCUUCCGCAUCCAAAUUGAAUGGCAUCUUUCAUGCCGCUCUACUCGAACAUGAGUUUCAAAGGGCAGAUUAUUUGGACUCGCCUAGAAAAGUUCCAAGUGAGUCCCGCUGCUCCGACAAAGAGGAUGAAUCUGCGAUAGAUGCGAGUUCGUCCUUUCAAUCAAUUGGCGCGAUUAGCACGUCGAACGAGACGCGAGAAACUUCGGACGUCGGGAGAUACGAUACGCCAUCAUCCGAGAGCAGUACAAUUGAAUCACUCGGAUAUUCUACUUUAUACAAAUAUAAAAAGCCCUACAGUCUUUCUAUCAAUAAUCGUGCGUAUUUUAAAAACUCAAGCAAUGCGCGAGAGAGUGUUCUUGAGGACGAGCCCCGGGAGGGAAGAGCGAGGCGAAGCAUCCUCUUGAGUUGCCGAGAAUAUUUAGCUAAUUAUCAGGAAUCCUGCGGUACACCGCGUACCGAAUAUUCCUACGCCGCCUUGAUCACAGUAAUGGCUCAAGCUACCGCACGAUCUCUCUGGGCUUUGAUGUACAUCUUUGUAAAUGUCGCCCCCGUUAUUCAGAUGUUUUCCUUCGUGCUGAGAUUCGUGUUGGACAAAACGAUCAACAUACGCAGGACCGAGGGCGUUCAGCAAACGAUAAUCAAAUCCGCGAUACUCCUCGUGCAGUUGCUCAGCGUGUACAUUUGCCUCGUGUUCAUCCUUGGCUUUCUCGUUCUGCCGAUCGUUCAAAUGGCGGUCGGCAUCGCGACGAAAUUCGCGAUGCGCGACUGAGAUUCGCAAUUAAAAAAUAACUUGGCAAAUAAAGCCGUGACGACGCUAUA